GGCUGCGCCGCGGGAGGGACGGAGCCAGCGAGCGAGCGAGCGAGCGAGCGGGGCAUUUGUGCGCAGCUCAAGUGCGCCUGGGAGCCCGCCGGGCGGCCGCCGGACACACGGACCGAGGACAGACAGCGCCCGGAAGCCGCGCCGGCGCCGCCAGGUGCCUGACUUCUGUCCUUGCCCCCGGGGAGCUGGUGUGGUCGGAGCAGGGGCUCAGCGUGCAGAUCACCGCUCGCUGAAUGAAAGAGUAAAUCCUUGUACCAGGAAUGCUCGCCACCCCACCCUGCCCACCCAGGUGGCUGGGAGUCAGGAGACCAUUGACUACCUGGCAAGGCGUGCUGGUCACCAUGACAACAGAGACAGGCCCUGAUUCCGAGGUGAAGAAGGCUCAGGAGGAGGCCCCGCAGCAGCCUGAGGCAGCCGCCGCAGCGACCACCCCUGUGACCCCUGCAGGCCACGGCCAUCCCGAGGCCAACUCCAAUGAGAAGCAUCUGCCCCAGCAGGACGCUCAGCCCGCUGACCAGAGUCUAGACAUGGAGGAGAAGGACUACGGGGAGGCCGAUGGCCUGUCAGAGAGGACCACGCCCAGCAAGGCCCAGAAAUCACCCCAGAAGAUUGCCAAGAAGUAUAAGAGCGCCGUCUGCCGAGUCACUCUGCUCGAUGCCUCUGAGUAUGAGUGUGAGGUGGAGAAACACGGCCGGGGCCAGGUGCUGUUUGACCUGGUCUGCGAGCACCUCAACCUGCUGGAGAAAGACUACUUUGGCCUGACCUUCUGUGAUGCCGACAGCCAGAAGAACUGGCUGGACCCCUCCAAGGAAAUCAAGAAGCAGAUCCGGAGCAGCCCCUGGAAUUUUGCCUUCACAGUCAAGUUCUACCCCCCUGACCCUGCCCAGCUGACAGAAGACAUCACAAGAUACUACCUGUGCCUGCAGCUGCGGGCGGACAUCAUCACGGGCCGCCUGCCCUGCUCCUUUGUCACGCACGCCCUGCUGGGCUCCUACGCUGUGCAGGCUGAGCUGGGCGACUACGAUGCCGAGGAGCACGUGGGCAACUAUGUCAGUGAGCUCCGCUUCGCCCCUAACCAGACCCGAGAGCUGGAAGAAAGGAUCAUGGAGCUGCACAAGACAUACAGGGGCAUGACCCCAGGAGAAGCAGAAAUCCACUUCCUAGAGAAUGCCAAGAAGCUUUCUAUGUAUGGAGUAGACCUGCACCAUGCCAAGGACUCUGAGGGCAUCGACAUCAUGUUAGGAGUCUGUGCCAACGGCCUGCUCAUCUACCGGGACCGACUGAGGAUCAACCGCUUCGCCUGGCCCAAGAUUCUCAAGAUCUCCUACAAGAGGAGUAACUUCUACAUCAAGAUCCGGCCUGGGGAGUAUGAGCAGUUUGAGAGCACGAUUGGCUUUAAGCUCCCAAAUCACCGGUCGGCCAAGAGACUGUGGAAGGUCUGCAUUGAGCACCAUACGUUCUUCCGGCUGGUGUCCCCUGAGCCCCCACCCAAGGGCUUUCUGGUGAUGGGCUCCAAGUUUCGGUAUAGUGGGAGGACCCAGGCACAGACCCGCCAGGCCAGCGCCCUCAUCGACCGGCCUGCACCCUUCUUUGAGCGUUCCUCCAGCAAACGGUACACCAUGUCCCGCAGCCUUGAUGGAGCAGAGUUCUCUCGCCCAGCCUCGGUCAGUGAGAACCACGACGCAGGACCUGACGGUGACAAGCGGGAGGAGGAUGGCGAGUCUGGGGAGCGGCGGUCAGAGGCUGAGGAGGGAGAGGUCAGGACCCCCACCAAGAUCAAGGAGCUGAAGUUCUUAGACAAGCCAGAGGACGUCUUGCUGAAGCACCAGGCCAGCAUCAACGAGCUCAAGAGGACCUUGAAGGAACCCAACAGCAAACUGAUCCACCGGGAUCGAGACUGGGAGCGGGAACGCAGGCUGCCCUCCUCCCCCGCCUCCCCCUCCCCCAAGGGCACCCCUGAGAAAGUCAACGAGAACAAACUCGGAGAUGCGGUCAGGCAAGAGAAGCACGUCACCAGCUUAGCAGCGAACCCCCCGGGGAAGGGGGGGCACCUGAGAUUCGCCAGCCCCUCAGGCCCUCAGAGAGCAGGGCUGAGGGAGGGCUCCGAGGAGAAAGUCAAACCUCCACGGCCCAGGGCCCCAGAGAGUGACACGGGAGACGAAGACCAGGACCAGGAGAGGGACGCGGUGUUCUUGAAGGACAACCACCUGGCCAUUGAGCGUAAGUGCUCCAGCAUCACGGUCAGCUCCACGUCCAGCCUGGAGGCCGAGGUCGACUUCACGGUCAUCGGUGACUACCACGGCAGCGCCUUCGAAGACUUCUCCCGCAGCCUGCCUGAGCUCGACCGAGACAAAAGCGACUCAGAAACCGAGGGCCUGGUGUUCUCCCGGGAUCUCAACAAACGGGGCCCCAGCCAGGAUGACGAGUCUGGGGGCAUUGAGGACAGCCCGGACCGAGGGGCCUGCUCCACCCCGGAUAUGCCCCAGUUCGAGCCCGUGAAAACAGAAACCAUGACUGUCAGCAGCCUGGCCAUCAGGAAGAAGAUCGAGCCGGAGGCUGUACUGCAGACCCGAGUCGCCACUGUGGACACCUCCCAGGUUGAUGGGACUGCCCCAGGGGGGAAGGAGUUCAUAACAACUACUCCCUCCAUCACCACGGAGACCAUAUCAACCACCAUGGAGAACAAUCUCAAGUCCGGGAAGGGGGCAGCUGCCAUGAUCCCAGGCCCACAGACGGUGGCCACGGAAAUCCGUUCUCUUUCUCCGAUCAUCGGGAAAGAUGUCCUCACCAGCACCUACGGCGCCACCGCGGAAACCCUCUCCACCUCCACCACCACCCAUGUUACCAAAACUGUGAAAGGAGGCUUUUCUGAGACGAGGAUCGAGAAGCGGAUCAUCAUCACCGGGGACGAAGAUGUCGAUCAAGACCAGGCCCUGGCUUUGGCCAUCAAGGAAGCCAAACUGCAGCAUCCUGACAUGCUGGUAACCAAAGCUGUCGUAUACAGAGAAACAGACCCAUCCCCGGAGGAGAGGGACAAGAAGCCACAGGAAUCCUGACCUCCGUGAAGAGAUGCUGGCGUUUCUGGUCCAACCCAAGCCAGAGAACCAUAAAGAAGGGGCCUUCAUUCUGGAUUCUCCAACUCAACACUGACGUCCCAGCGGCGACGUACUGUCCCUGACGAGAGACUGGGAAAGGAAAAGCAUAUAUAUAUAGAUAUAUAUAGAUAUAGAUAUAUAUACAGGAAACACCACGUCCUUGCACUGCUGCCGGGGCUGGCCGAGCGUUCGGCCAACAGCAACAACCAACAUCUGAACGCCUACAUGUCCUUUGCAGACAAAUUGAAGAAUUGGUGGGAUUUUUCAGGAAAAAAAAAUUAUAACAACAAUAAUCCCUUGCUUCCCCCACCCCACCCCGCCCACCCCCAUCCCACCUCGCCUUUGAAGCCCUGCAGAACAACCACGGCAAGCUAGACCACGCUGAUUGUAGAAGUACAAUGCAACCCGAGUACUACACGUUCCAUUCAGGGGACGAGCAUUCCGUUUCUUCUUCUCCUGCGUCUGUUGUCCACUCGAAUGCAAAGGGAAACACUUUUGCAGCCAAGCAAGAGAAGCUGCAGCAGCAAGACACACCCCAUCGACCGUUUUCUGAGAAAGAGAGAAAAUUCCCCACUCGGAAAGGAGGAGGAGGAACACUGGAUUCUUAUUUUUUGGGUCUUGACACUGGGCUGCAAAAUCCACCUUCCUUUCUCCCGCCUCCCCUCCCCCUCAGCUCUCACACGUCUUGUCGUCAUCUUCUGUCUGGGUCCCCUCCUCCCUCUCCCCCACCCCACGCCCCUCACCCUGUGUCCUGGUCCUGCCGAGGGCCACUGCAGAUGACUCUCACUGGAAGCGAGAAAAAGCAAAGCAAAGCAAGAGCGUGCAACCAAGCCACAGGAGGUGAAGUAGACAUUGUAUGUUUAUAGGUUCUCAUUAUGAAGGUGCAGCUUGUAGGAGAUUUGUAUGGAUGUGCUUUUAAGUUAUGUAUAUUACAUAUAACAGGAAACAUAUUAAAAUAAACAGUGCUGGUAAGUAUGACGCUGACAUUUUAAAAUUAUAAUUAUCUGACUGUGACUGAUGUAUCCCAAGGUUCCUAGAUCUCACCAAACCGACCCAGCCAGGGAGACCUGGACUCUGGCUGUGAGUCGCUCACAGUAGGAGCUGACAGUUCAGUGUAGAAAUACAGUGUGUGGUGUUUGUAAUUGGUGGAUUGGUGGGGAGGGGCGGGGUCCCCAAAUGGAGAGGCAGGGGUUUGGCAAGGGUGUGGUUCAAGAUGCUUUGUCCCCCUGGGCAGUCGCAGCCGGGGGCCUGGACUGUGCUCAGGCAUGGGGUCCAGAGUUAGGAUGCUGCUGCCCAGGUCCCCUGGCUCAGUCCCCCCAGGAGGCUUGCCUUGGUUCUCAAUCGUCUCUCUCUCUCUCUCUCUCUCUUUUUUUUUUUUUGUGGCCACAUGUCUUGCCUUUCCCUGACCUCAUUGUGACAGCUAACUCCCAUCCCGAGGGAGGUGAUGCCCCUGGCCACUGCGGAAGAUGGUGGCUUCCACCUGGCUGUCUGAACACCCCCAGCUCAGUCUUUUCCUUUACCACUCCUGUAUUCUGUCUGAAUCGUUCUCUUCUGCCUGCGCCAAAGCAGCCAUGGUAGAGACUGAACACAGGGCAGGUCCUGAUAGGUCAACACUGAACCCCCAAAGGCUUUGCCUGCCCCAGAACAAGCUGAGGGGGACAGGAGGGGUUGCUGGGGCUCCAUCUAUGUAUAAGACCCUGGCUUUGGAGACCUCCCCUUCAGUCAGCAUCUGCGCUCUGUGCCUGUGCCCUUGGAGUCCCAGAAGUGGCCUUGAGACCCCAGAAGCCCUCGGAGAAGAUCCCAUCGAAAGCUUGGCAUGACCCUCUGGCACACGUGGGCUUUCCCAGGCUUUCCAGACACAUGCUGCUUCCCUGAGCUCAAUGAGGCCCCUUCUGAGGGAGUUUGUUCCCACUGCCCUUUAAUUUCUCAGUCACUUCCCCCAUCCUGCUUCUAAAGCAGUCGAUAAAUUCAUUCAACACAUAUUUAUUGAGCACUCACUUGUGCCAGGCACUAUUGUUAGGCUCAAGGAGAACGUGUGGGGGGGAGCAGAGGGACCUGGGAAGCCCCCUGAGCCAGCCUUACUCUCCAACCCCUCUGAGAGCAUGUCCACAGUCUCUCCAAUUAUCAGACAUCGCCCAGGGAUGCCCCAGCAAGGGCCCGGGCUUGCUUUUCAGUUACCCUGGUGACACACAUGCUGAGCUGCUUCACUGGUGCUGACCUGAGGCAGGGCAAGAAACCAGAACAGCGUUUGCCUCUGUGGGCAAAAAUGGGGUGGAGAGAGGGCAGAGAGAGCCCUGCACCCGGGCUCAGCUGGCACAGUCAGCCACGUCCCCUCUGGGGCAGGCUGAUGGCCCGCUCCAGCUCCCCCUGAGAGCUACAGCACACUUUGAAUACACCAGGUUCUUUUUUACAGGCCUGGGAGAGAAGCCACAGAACCUCCUUCCUGUCCUCCUCAGCCUGAGAGCCCCCACUCUUUCUGGGCCAGGAGCUGGAGUGGCUCCACCCUCUGGGCCACCUGGAGUUUGGCUCAGGCAUCCAGUCUUUGUAGGAACCAGGUGUCCUGAGUGCACUGGACAUACCUCAGAGGGAGAAUAUUUGUUCUGGGGUCUGCGCCUGCCUAUAGACCCUACGUGUGCAGCUUAAAGCAGGGAAGAAGUGACCAGGCUUAGCUUGUGGGCCAGCUGGGGUUUGUGGAGCUCUCCAUCCCACGGAUGCGCUGACCUUCCUUCCACUGAGAGGCAGGCAGUGCCGGCAGGGAGGAGGGAAGCUGCAAAGCUGAAAUCCAGGGCACUGUUUCCUCCCCAUCCUCCUCUUCAUAGGGAAUAUAGACGUUUGUCUUGUCUGUCUUCAACCUACUUUUCCUUUUUACAUUUCUCAUCCUUUCUGUGCCACCUCUCCACCCAGGAGACCAUGUAGCAUAGUGGGAAAAGUCCUGGAGGGCAGUCAGGAGUUCUGGGUGGCCAUCCUGGCUCAGUGCCUAACGCAGCACAUGUCAUUGAGCUAGUCCCAUCUCCACUUGGGGACCUCAUUUUCCCCACUUACAAAAUAAACGGGAUAAAGCGGAUGCUCUCCAUGGCCUUUGUCCACUCUGCCAGCCUACAAAUCUUUGUUUUCCCUUCUUUUACUUUUUUGGGAUCUUUUCCAUCUGAGGGUAUAGGAAGUGCCAAGACCUGUUUCAGUUUUUGAAUCCUGCAAGCACAUUCCAAGACUGGCCUGAAAUUGCAUGAGCAACAUCACUCUAAAUAUCUUUUUUUUUUUUUCCAAAAGCACCUUCCCAACCAACUGCGAUGCUGUCCUGGUCCUUUUUACUCACACCCCUCCCUCCUCUCUUGUCCCCGAGCUUCCCCACCUCAGUGCUCCGUGCUGUAUGCGUGUGCUCUCUGUUCUUGUAUACUCAAUAAAAGUGAAAUAAAUGUGUUUG
This is a messenger RNA of Hippopotamus amphibius kiboko, 6516 nucleotides long. It is a transcript of the gene EPB41L1, whose product is annotated as erythrocyte membrane protein band 4.1 like 1. Gene Ontology annotation, cellular component: plasma membrane; cytoskeleton. Gene Ontology annotation, biological process: cortical actin cytoskeleton organization. The coding region runs from base 261 to 3056 and encodes 931 amino acids. NCBI's taxonomy places the organism in Eukaryota, Metazoa, Chordata, Mammalia, Artiodactyla, Hippopotamidae. Gene Ontology annotation, molecular function: actin binding; structural molecule activity. The record is from RefSeq and is a predicted model, not a curated record. The transcript has 24 exons.